AAAAAAAGAGGAUCUCACUCCAAUAAUUUUUAAUUUUUUUUUUUUGGGUUCCAUAUUUUUUUUUAAACAGAAUCUGUUUCCUGCACUUACCCAUAUGAGUUUCUGGCGCUGUAAUUCGGUAGAAUUCGAUUGAAAAUGGUUCCAUUUAGUAAUUCUCUCCUUAUUCUUCUUCUUAUUCUUCUUCUUCCUCCUCUCCUUCCCACACAAGUCUCGUCCUUUCUUCGGCCUGCCCAACCUCCGUCUUCUCACGAGAUGGAGGAAAUGUCCGAGGACAAGACCCGGAUUGGGUCGGCGCCGCCGAGUUGCCACAACAGAUGCAAUGGCUGUCAUCCCUGCAUGGCCAUUCAGGUCCCCACCCUGCCGAGUCACGACCGAGUCUCCGCCGAGUCGAUCCGAUCUCCUCCGGGUCCGGGUCGGGUCUUCGACGCGUCGUCAGGCUCCUCCGGUGUCAACCAGUACUCCAACUACAAGCCCAUGGGCUGGAAAUGCCACUGCGACGGCCAUCUCUAUAACCCUUGAAAACUCUGCAGAAAACAAAAUCGAAGCUUUCGUCUCUUCGGUUUCAGUUUGAUCUCUCUCUCUUUUUUUUCUUAAUUUUUUUUCCCGGGGGGAGCAGAAUAGAGUUAUGUUCUUGGAUUCUUUGUAAAUGUACGGCUUAAUUUCUAAAUUGUAAACAAUGUUAAGUUAGAUUGGACAAGACAGGGUUAUCGCGUCAGUGGAUUGAUCUCUCUUCCUCACUCACUCGUCUCGCAGAAUGUCGUUUCUCCUUGUAGUGUUUUCAAUAUUUACAUGCUGACCAUUGUGUCUCUAAGCACUUAAUUAAUGCGAUUUAUCAGAAGAAUAUAUUGCUUUU
Molecule: messenger RNA, 853 nt
Organism: Tarenaya hassleriana
Lineage: Eukaryota; Viridiplantae; Streptophyta; Magnoliopsida; Brassicales; Cleomaceae
Product: EPIDERMAL PATTERNING FACTOR-like protein 1
Exons: 2
Coding region: 136-519 (127 amino acids)
Biological process (GO): stomatal complex development; guard cell differentiation
Source: RefSeq, a predicted model, not a curated record